ACAGGUUAUGGCGGAAGUGAGACAAAAUUGGCUAGUUGAUAAGCUAAAACCGGGGGUGUUGGGUAGCGGAAGUAUAGUAUACAAUAAUGUUGUUUGGUACUAAAAUGCUGGUAUUUAGUUCGUAGUGAAUACACCCUAUAACAGCACUACCUAUCGUCUGUUUUCAAAUCACGACUAGGUUGUGAACAACCAAGCAAAACCAGUAGCUAGCAAGCUAUCUGAGUAGUUAGCUAGGCUAGUUAGUGCUAACGCUAUCUCAAAACAGGGUUGGAUUUGACCAGUAGAUUUAACAAUCGCUAACGUUGAUUUGUUUGGUAGAGUUGAGGCAAAAUGUCGAUUCAGUACGAGGAGCCUGCAUUGGCUCGGAGUUAUGGUGUUGUGGACUCUUUCCCAAAGGAUUUUGGCUACGGAGUGGAGGAACCAGAUAUCGAGGAGGAGAGCACGACGUCAGGUGACAGUAAACCAAGGAUCCUGCUGAUGGGAUUGCGGAGAAGUGGAAAGUCAUCUAUUCAAAAGGUUGUAUUCCACAAGAUGUCGCCCAACGAGACACUGUUCUUGGAGAGCACCAACAAAAUCUACAAGGAUGACAUCUCCAGCAGCUCUUUCGUCAAUUUUCAAAUCUGGGACUUCCCUGGUCAGGUGGACUUCUUUGACCCUACCUUCGACUAUGAGAUGAUCUUCAGGGGCACGGGGGCUUUGAUAUUCGUCAUUGAUGCUCAGGAUGAUUAUGUUGAAGCCUUGGGGAGGCUACAUCUCACAGUGUCCCGAGCCUACAGGGUCAACCCAGAGAUCAACUUUGAGGUGUUUAUCCAUAAGGUUGAUGGCCUGUCAGACGACCACAAGAUAGAAACCCAAAGAGACGUCCAUCAGAGAGCCAACGAUGACCUGGCAGAUGCCAGCCUGGAGAAGCUUCAUCUCAGCUUUUAUUUGACCAGCAUCUAUGACCACUCUAUAUUUGAGGCUUUCAGUAAAGUUGUCCAGAAGCUCAUUCCUCAGCUACCAACAUUGGAAAACCUUGUGAACAUUUUCAUAUCAAACUCUGGGAUUGAGAAAGCCUUCCUGUUUGACGUGGUCAGUAAGAUUUACAUCGCCACCGACAGCUCCCCUGUGGACAUGCAGUCAUACGAGCUUUGUUGUGACAUGAUCGAUGUUGUCAUUGACGUCUCUUGUAUCUAUGGCCUGAGGGAAGAUGGAAAUGGCAGUGCAUAUGAUAAGGAGUCUUUGGCCAUCAUUAAGCUCAACAAUACCACCAUACUCUACCUGAAAGAGGUCACCAAGUUCCUAGCCCUCGUUUGCAUCCUUAGAGAGGAGAGCUUUGAAAAGAAAGGUUUAAUAGACUAUAACUUCCAUUGUUUCCGCAAAGCCAUCCAGGAGGUGUUUGAAGUGGGGUCCUUGACACAGAGGACAGGCAGACUACAGCCAAGCUCGUCCAACAACAGCUUGUCCAGCGUAAAACUUGGUGUAUUAAACGGAAGUGCUGUUUAGAGGAAUGUAAGAAAAGCAAAGAGGUUUGGAAUGCCUUAGCCACUGAGAAUGGACAAGUAGUAAUUGUGUAUUUUACUUGGAAGGCUAUGAACGAUCAAAGGUGACACAGGGAAAAAGCAGGAAAAACCUUGAAAAAUAACACUUGGGAUGGGGGGGAUGCUGUUCUGUGCAAGGAUUGAAAAGGGUAAAAAAAACGCUGCAAUGGACUAAACACUGAACAGAGUUGAAGCCAGCAAGCACAUCUAUUUUAAGCACCUCAAUGUUUUUGGGUUGCGUCUAACCACUUAUUUGACAAUAAUGAUUAUUUUUGCUACAAACAGUUUUACGAGUAUCGAGAUGACAAUGUCGUCAUUGUGGUCUUCCUCAGCACAAGUCAUUUAAACAGGGCACUAUCUGUGUUUUCCCACUCUUAUUUCAGACAAGGUUCAACAGGAAGCAAUGUUGGAAAACAAAUUAAUUAGGAAGCCUGCAUUGAAACAGUAAAUAUCACUACCGUUCAAAAGUUUGGGGUCACUUAGAAAUKGAACUUUCCUUGUUUUUGAAAGAAAAGCACUUUUUU
This is a messenger RNA of Salvelinus sp. IW2-2015, 2044 nucleotides long. RefSeq names its product ras-related GTP-binding protein C. The record is from RefSeq and is a predicted model, not a curated record. Gene Ontology annotation, molecular function: GTPase activity; GTP binding. Gene Ontology annotation, biological process: negative regulation of autophagy; cellular response to starvation. NCBI's taxonomy places the organism in Eukaryota, Metazoa, Chordata, Actinopteri, Salmoniformes, Salmonidae. Gene Ontology annotation, cellular component: lysosome; Gtr1-Gtr2 GTPase complex; nucleus.